UCGUCUGACGUCCAUCACCACCACUCUGUUCCCUAAGGGCAGUCGUAGUGUCGUACCCAGAGACAUGCCACUCAACAUCUUUGUCAAGAUCAUACAAUUUAUAGCCCAGGAAAGACUCGAUUUUGCCAUGAAGGAGAUCAUCUUUGACCUGCUGUGUGUCGGGAAGCCUGCCAAAGCGUUCAGUCUCAACCCAGAGCGUAUGAACAUAGGUCUGAGGGCCUUCCUGGUCAUAGCUGAUGCCCUGCAGCAGAAGGAUGGGGAGCCUCCCAUGCCCAACACUGGAGCCACUCUGCCCUCUGGAAACUCUCUGAAGAAGAAGAAGACUUACCUCAGCAAGACGCUCACUGAGGACGAAGCCCAACUCAUAGGUGUGUGUGC
Molecule: messenger RNA, 378 nt
Organism: Oncorhynchus gorbuscha (pink salmon)
Lineage: Eukaryota; Metazoa; Chordata; Actinopteri; Salmoniformes; Salmonidae
Product: protein furry homolog
Exons: 3
Biological process (GO): cell morphogenesis; neuron projection development
Cellular component (GO): site of polarized growth; cell cortex
Source: RefSeq, a predicted model, not a curated record